Molecule: messenger RNA, 2078 nt
Organism: Triticum aestivum (bread wheat)
Lineage: Eukaryota; Viridiplantae; Streptophyta; Magnoliopsida; Poales; Poaceae
Exons: 6
Coding region: 775-1650 (291 amino acids)
Molecular function (GO): NAD binding
Source: RefSeq, a predicted model, not a curated record
CGUCCUCGACGGCCGCCGCGGGCCCCUUCCCCGCCGACUUGGAGGGCGAGACCGUCCGCUUUCGCUGCCGGUCGCAGGCCUACAACGCGGCCGUCCACGCGGUGCGCGAGGAGGUCAGCUCCUCGACCGUGCAUCUCAAGAUCACUGAGAAGACCCCCAGGCGCCGCUUCUCGGCUGGUGAGCCCGCCACGCUGCAGGCCGCGGACGGCGCGCGCUGGGCCGGGAAGGUCGCCGAUCCCGACGGCGAGGGUUGCGCUCUGAUGCUCAACUCGCUGUACAGCUGGGUAUUCGUUGAUGUACCUUCAGGUUCGAACCACCUCCUCUCUUCCGGUACCCAACCGUGGUCUGUGCGUAGUCGCAGCGCUGGGUGUGCCGUGUCGUUGGUUGAUUGAGGCGAGGGACUCGUUGGAGAUAGGUUGUAUCCUAGAGUAUAUUACAGGAAUUGAGGAAGAGCAAUUAUCCUUGCACAAGCAGAGGAAGGAUAGGAGGAACAGAGUAGGUGCCGCCUGAUCCACUGGAUGCUGCGAGGGUUUCAUUGGGGAAUGGGGAUAGGUUGUAUGUUAGAGUAUAGGAAUUCGUUGGUUGUAUGUGAGUAUAGGGAUUCGUUGGUUGUAUGUUAGCGAUUACAACCAGUUAGAGGAACUUGCAGAAGGGAAGGGUAAGAGGAAUAGAGGACAGUGUACAAAUGGAUUGACAUGAAGCAGGCUGGGUGUGUGUGGCUAAUACUGAGGACUUUGAGAAAUUGGAGAAUUCUCUUCAAAGGGUAGAGGAGCCAUGCAUGAGGAUCUCAUGCAUUCUCAAAACCCCCUUCCAGAUCACAGUGGGGUGAUAGCAGCUUUAUCACGCUUUGGUUGUAAACAGGUUGCGACCUGCCAGGACAAUAACACCACAUUCAAACUCAAAGUUGGACUUAUUGGCUUUGGAUCCAUCGGAAGGCAAGUAGCCGAGGCUUUAUUUGAGAUGAAAGAUGCCGACCUGAUAGCAAUAUGUGAUAGCUCGACAGUUGCUGAAAUGGCUAUUGCUUGGAAGAGCAGCAAGAUCAGUUUAAUGGCCUCUGGUGAAAGUUCACUCAUGUUCAUGAAGCAAACUACUGGAUUUGGUAAAAAUGUUGGCGUCCUGGUGUCAGUUCUCAACCCCAGGCAACACGAGAAAUGCCCUUGGGGCAACAUUCCUGUGAAUUAUGUUAUUGAUACACUUAGUCUCUUCUCCGAGGACAAGCACUUUGUGUACUCAGCACACGACCGGGUUGACCCACCCUGUACCGAUGGCAGAAUUGAUACCGAUUUGCCAAAGCAGCUGCCAAAGAGCCUACCUGGUACUGUCUACACAAUGAUGUAUGCUGACGAGCGAGUUCCCAAUGGCUUCGAUCCCUCAGUGAAAUACUUGAAGGUUAUGGUCAAUUCUGAAGCUGUUAAGAAGUCUAUUGUUGAAAAUUUACCUGAAUGGAAAGGUGUCUCCGCAAACAUUUGCUUCUAUGCUGAAACUGACCCAACAAAGAGGCUAUGUGAUCCGCUGACGGAGCUUCUUUCCAGCAACGAGGAGCAGGAGGCUGAAGAGAACGAACCAGGAGACGGGUUGAUCUCUGUAUUGACCUGUUGCAUCCGUAUCCUGAAGUCUGUGGCAAUCGGAGGCAUCUUCUUGAUGUUCUAGAGAAGAUACCGGGCUGUGGCAAUCGGAGGAUUGUACUUGUAUCAUAGUCACCGCUUGCUUCCUAACAGCUUGACACAGUACAGAUGCCAGCACUCCGUUGGCUGUGUGGCGGACGAAUGAAGGAACGAAUGAACAGAAAAUAUGCUAGGUGGCGGACGUGUGUUGGUGUGAUACAAAUGACGAACAGAGCUGGAUGAUCACGUGUGGUACACUGCCAUGUACUGUAUAUACAAGUAAAGCUUCAGGUAGUGGAUGUGUGAAAUUAAGCAUGCUGGUCGGUCUGCUGAAUGCCCAGCCACGUCGCCAGCCCCGCACGUACGCGAUGGCCGUGGCAACUCAGGGCUUCCCACUUGUGUGUUGUGUCCGCAAGUUGAAAGCGGGUAAACGCGGCCCUCAUAAAACCCACAUAAUGUUGCAUGUAAAUGCCG